AUCUAAAAUCCAUUUAAUAUCCAAUCAUCAUCAUCUAAGCUCUCCCAAGUUAAAUGCGUACAUAAAUACCCAGAAUUUGUCAGUUUAUGAGUUAGCAGAGUUCAAUAAUUAUUACAUUGUUAUUUAUGUGUAUAUGCAUUAGACCAUAGUGGAGUACACAAUUAUGUAUGCACAUGGUGUAGUGUAUACAUAAUGCAUACAUAGAUACUUAUAUUGACAAUUUGUUGCUUUUGACAAAUCAUUGUAAAUUCAGCCCAAAUUAAUUAGGCCUAAAUCCCACGAAAAUUUAUAAAUUAUUUAUCGUGUUCCGUGUUUCGUUUGAUUUGUUUCAUAUUUGACGACAGCAGAUAAAGUUUAAACAUGACAGAUUCCCAUUGAAAUUUAUAUAAUUCGAAUAAAUAUGAUUGACAAAUGAUUAGAUCAGAAACAAUAAAAAGUGAUUAAAACCCAAACGAUAUAAUUUUUGAGAUAAGCUGCACUAAUUACUUUGUUCAAUAAGUAUGCGUAUGCAAGUUAAUCCCGUUCUUAAGUUUUAAGCGUGUGAAAGUGUGAAAUAAAUUGAAAUAAGAAGAUAUUUAUUUAUUACAAGAUGAAGAAUUUCCAAACAAUUUUAACCAUUUCUUUAUUAUGUUUGGGACUUUCUUCCGGCGGAAAAUUGAAGGACCCAAGUAAAUUUCGUGCAGACAAAAUUAGCAUGAGAAAUGGUCGUCAAGUAGGGAAAUGGCCGACUCUUUCGGGCGAUCCCAUUAAAAUCAUGGCACAUCGUGGAGAAAAGGUUUUCAUGCCUGAACAUACCGUUGGCUCGUAUGAACUUGCCUCAAUUGAAGGUGCAGAAUAUGUCGAACCUGACCUGGUUUUGACCAAGGACGGUCACCUUGUCUGCUUUCACGACCUGACUCUCAAAACAGGGACGGACGUAGCUCUUCUGUCCCAGUUUGAUCAUAAAAAGAAAAACUUUACCGGAGUGAUUGACGAAGGGAUGGGCAAUGUUACCAUCACGGACGACUGGUUUAUCAAAGAUUUUACUCUGGACGAGCUCAAAGUUUUGAAAGUUAUUCAGAAAGAUGUUGGCAUUCGACCACAGAGAUUCAACAAUAUGUUUGGCAUCCCAACAUUUGAAGACUAUUUGACCACUGUGCACCACAAUGCGUUCAGAUUGAACAAAUCUGUUGGGAUUAUUCCUGAGCUGAAACAUCCCAUGUUCCACAAUUUAGAUUAUCCCAAUUCUCCAAGGUACAUGGAAGAGCUGGUUCUCUCAACUUUAUCCAAAUGGGGCUACCCCAUGACAGACGAUGGUACUCCAGAAAAUUGUAUUAGUCCUCAAGAUGCAGGUGCCCAGAUUAAAUGUGGUCAUCUUAUCCUGCAAAGUUUCGAACUUGAAUGCAUCAAAUACCUGGCUCAAGUGACACACAGGGACAGAAUGAUGCUCAUCGACAUACAACUCCCCCUUUUGACGUAUAAAGGUCUCCAGGACGUGACAAACUAUGCAAAUUAUUACGCUGUCUGGAAAGAACUUUUGUAUACUGGAAUUGAGGCACAAAUUGAAGCACAGGGAAUUGAGUAUGAUAAAAAUAUUAUUGAACUUGGAGGUUUCAUUCCAGCUCGUGACAUUGUAGUAGAAGCACACGCUCUAGGUCUUGAAGUGGGGAUUUAUACAAUUUACGACAGUCGCGAACCAUCUCGUCGUGGAUGCGUCUCUGGAAAUUGUGACCCAGAAAAUAAAGAAAUGGAACUCUAUUUCUAUUUUGAAAUGGGUGUUGAUGGAAUGUUUGUAGAAAAUGUGGGUGAAGCGAGAGAAAUUCGGCAAUCAUAUCAAUUUAGUGUGGUUGAUGGUAACGAGAAAGCUGGUGGGUCAAGGCAGGCAGUAUUUUUAACAAGGUGGAGAUUCCUGGAGUGUUUUAUUGUGUUAUUUAUUUAUUUAGAGUAUUAGCUUAGUUUCAAUAUUAAGCUGUAGAUAUAUGAAUAGUUAGAAUGAGUGGAUAAAUGGAGUAAAAUCCAGAGGUGCACCGCUCCUCGUCCCCCCUAGCACCGUAUGCUACCCUAAAUUCCCCUUUUUAAAAUUGAACGACCUAGGGUCGACCCAUAUAUCAAAUUGAAGGUAUUAAUGUGUAGAUCAUUCCUACAUAAAAAAUUCCCCGCUUUCCAGCUCAAAAUUUUGCAGCAAAAAUCAAAAUAUGCCCAAAAACCGCAUUUUGCAGCAAAAAUCAAAAUAUGCCCAAAAAUCGCAUUUUGUUCUCAUUUUUUGCGCAUACUUUGAUUUUUGCUACAAAAUUUUGAACGGGAAAGUUGGGAAUUUUUUUACGCAGAAAUGAUCUACUCAUAAUACUUUCAAUUUGAUAUAUGGGUCGACCCGAGGUCAUGCAUUUCAAAUUUGGAGUUUUAUGGUAGCAUACGGUGGUAAGAGGGGACGAGGAGCGGUGCACCUCUGGUAAACUCCAUUGUAAUUUUGAAAUGCAAUUAUAUGUACUAGUCAGAAUUGAGCGUGCAUCUAAUUACAAAAUAAGUAGGCUGGAAAUUUGAUCUAAUUUGAUUGAAAUAAAAAUAUAUUAUUCGUCAUUA
This is a messenger RNA of Folsomia candida, 2559 nucleotides long. Its product is annotated as glycerophosphodiester phosphodiesterase GDPD5. Gene Ontology annotation, molecular function: glycerophosphodiester phosphodiesterase activity. Lineage: Eukaryota; Metazoa; Arthropoda; Collembola; Entomobryomorpha; Isotomidae. Gene Ontology annotation, biological process: lipid metabolic process. Bases 590 to 1930 code for a protein of 446 amino acids. The transcript has 5 exons. The record is from RefSeq and is a predicted model, not a curated record.